This is a messenger RNA of Amoebophrya sp. A25, 4015 nucleotides long. NCBI's taxonomy places the organism in Eukaryota, Dinophyceae, Syndiniales, Amoebophryaceae. The record is from the annotation of a GenBank genome assembly.
AUGGGUAUUUGAGCUGUCAGGUUUUUAUCGCUAUCCCACGACAUGGUCACCUCCAUCGGAUUUGCAAUACAUCUGCAACUCUGAAGAAAGUAGUCUGAACUUGUUCUAUCUCUGUGGUAUUCAUUCUGAUUCCGUCCGCCGGUCGUUAUCCAUGAUCAGUCAGUCAUGUCAGUACCCAUGUGGAUGUUCCCAUCACACCCCAAUAUAUAGAAGAAAAAGUCCAAGUUUCCCUGUGCCUCUUUGUAAGUACUUGUUUUCUCAUUCUCAGCUGCUUGUAUUUUCUUUUACUUUCGUUCGUAGUCGUAGACGCGGUAAAAGUGGUUCUGUGCUAUUGCUGGUCAUUCUUGUGGCAGGACAUCUUUAACCUUAUCUCAUUUGUAUCCUUGCCAGCUUAGAUAUUUAUUAGAUAGCCCCAACUUCAUCGUUGCCUAUCAAAUUGAUUAAUUCGUCAAUCUGGUUGACCUGCUUGUUUCGCAUGUUGCAGUAAACGAAGGGCAACACACAUAAGCGCAACAUACUGCUACUCGCACGUGAGGCAUGGAUUAGAUGCGAAUGCUUUGAGAAUAAAAAAAGUAUAAAAGAAAACAAAAAAAAUGUUGUGCCGUAAGCAAGUUCUCCAGUAUUUCUGUCUUGUCGCCUCCUGUUCUUCGCUCUUGGCAAAUGCAGUGUCUGGAUGGAGCGCAACGGUUCAGGAUGUUGGGGUGGAUGAGUACCUGCUGACGAUGCAGUGGACGCACGACCCGAACUUGGUGCAACCAACACAAGUCUCGAAUCCCGGAAAUCAGGAUGGCUCUGCUACCAACGGAAAGCAAGGCGUGUGUGACCCCGACAGCGGUGCGCGAGCCACGGACGGCCUUCUCUACUGGGUCCCGCGGAUCUUCGCGAUGCCUGUCAGUGCGGAGAUCACCCAGAAAACAGGUGUCCAGUACGCCAGUGUAGACUGGCAGCCGUGCGGUCACAAAGAUGUCGUCAUCUGUCACGCAGAGUCGCACUACGAUUUCCACCUGUACUACGUCCCACAAUCAGAAGUGAACUCCUACAACUGCGAGGGACCGAAUCCGACGUGUCCGGACGUACCUCUACCACACUAUAAUUCGCUUUCCAUCAGAGUCUGAUGGAAGAUAGAAUUAGACAGAGCUACACCUAAUCUAUCAUCUCACUCCUCAUUUUUUAUGUCUUCGUUUUCUUUGUAUGUAACUCAGGAGUCUGCGGCUGCUCUCUCUCCUUUUUUUUCGAUCGUAUGACCCUCUACCAAUACUCCUCAGACUGACGCGGAUUCCAAUCAGCGUUUUUUCAAGCUGUUGAAGGGAAACUUGCCCAGCUUUUCGGACAAAGGAGGAAACACGCAGACUUUCAACUACUGCGUUGAUCCUACCAGCGCGCUGCCAAAAAGUGGCAUUCACUACGGGGACAAGUCCGAAACUCUAAACGAAUGGAAAAAUCCAGUCACGAUCAUUGGUACAUUCAAGCUGGAUUUCUUCAUGGUAGUCUCCUGUCUCUCUAGUCUAGUUUUACAUAAGUCGUCGCGAGAAGGAUGGAUGGAGGAUAAAGAUUAUACCCGGGGUCUGUAGUUUGGCAUCUUCUUAGUAAAUGACAAGUUAGUUACAACUUAGAAGUUUGUACGAUGGAUUGCAAAUAUCCUUUUCGCAAGAACAACAAGCAACGAAAUAUUCUCUGAAUAUCUACAGGAUCGUACGAUUGCAAGCUGACAUUUUUUGAGCCAAUGAUUAGUUGGAAGUGGAUUUCCAACACUGUGCGUGGUGGAGCCAACAGCUGGCCCAAAUGGGAGUCUGGACGCAUUACUUACGAUUCGCAAACCUACAAGCCCCUACCCCGCGAAUGGUCGGUGGAAGUGGGACCCGAUUGUGCGACUAGUGGCGCGGUUUCUUGCUGGAUUCGCAUCGUGGUUCGCGGUAAGAGGUGCGAUUCUGGUGGUUGUGGUGCAUUACCGCAAGAAUGCUCACAACAAAAAAGCUGCAUUACGAAUCAGCUCACUGGCCGGAUGCCAGCAUCUACACCGAUUCUUGCGCCAUCGUCUGGUAUAAUGCCGUCUUCGUCCUCGUCCAAUUCUGGAUCGUCCGGUACUUCAGCAGGCUCCAGCAGCAGCGGAACGAGCAGUGGAAAUAGCGGCUCCUCAUUUUCUACUUCCAGUGGAAACACAGCUACUGGACCUGGAACGAGCGGAUCGUCUUUGUCGACCGGAGGAAGCUCAACCGCGGCUGCGACUACACCACCACAACCAGUUUUGUUAAGGCGAGUAGAGUUUCUAAACAUGAACAUGAUAGCCUGUUGGUCUUAGAUCCAUCUGUUCUGAAGAAUAUAAACUGUAGAUGUGUUCUGAAGGAUAUAAACUCAGUAAUACUAGCAACAGCUGCAAUGAAUAUGAGGUACAGGACCUCUGGCUCAACUAUGCUGCGCUUAUUUGAACAUGAUCAAAGUGAAACCGGUUAAAAUCGCUUAUUGCCAGUAGACCACCACGUCGAUAUGACUCAUGCUUUUCUAAUCUUUGUCGAUCCUAUUUAUGGAUCGCAGCGACUUACCGUGUCCGGACUGAAUGGCGCAACACAAGUCUCCGGACGCUUCGUGCUUGGGCUAGAGCGUGGAAUCGCGAAGUUUUUGGGGACUUCCAAGUCGAAAAUCUCCAUCUUACAGACCAGAGUAGUGCAGAGGAGGAAACUCGAAUCGGAACUUGCUGGUGACGUGUCUGUUGACACCGCUCUUCUGAAGCUUGAGAGCGAGAAGGUCUUGAUGGGUGGGCGACGAGAUGAAGGAGAGCUUGCCGGAGGAGGACGUGGCGAAGAUGCACAGUCUCGGACUCGGUCGCCUACAAGGGACUUGUCCUCUGCCAUGGCUUCUACUGUCGAAGUGGAUUAUGUCGUGCAGUACCUGCGUGUCGACACAGAAGCGGGUAUCGCUGAUAAGGCCAGAAAGUUAGCGCAGUCUGGCGGCCUGUCCAGUACGGAGCAAGCAGAAUUGAAAACGGCAAUGGAUGACGAAAUCUCGGUGUCUACAGACUACUCUAUGCGUGUUUCUCAAGCAACGCCCUACAGUACGCCAUCGAACAGCGAGAGCGGCAGUAGUGGCUACGCUAUGGGUGGACUCACGUCGGGAGCAAAAGCUGUGCGGCUACCUAUCGCAACGCAGAUAGCGGCACUUCUGCUGAUGGCCUCGCCAUCGGUGUACAUGCUCUAAGCCACAUUUACGGAUGGAGAAAAGACUUCAGGCGGAGAGAAGUAGAAGGAAUAGUUGUACUUGGAAAUAGAGCAGCCUUGUGGACGAGGAUCAGCAGCUACUUCAUUCGUCCAAUAAUAUAAAGCUUAAGCUAGAGGACCAAAAGAUAUUCCAGUCUGCUGAAAUAGAAGUGUCAAUUCGAGAAGUUUCAUCGCGAGUCUUAGAUAGAUACUUAGCUAGGAAUAUCAUACUUACACCUACGUCAAGACUCCAAAAUGAAUGUACUCUUUGUUUUGUCCUGAAGAGGAACUUACUUCUACCGGAAGCAAGAAUUUCUCGCGAGUGACAACAGAAGGUACUUACUCUAAAUAUUACCAAUUCGUGUAAGUUGUGUGCAGCUGCAGUUAUGUACCUUCGUCGUCGCUCCCGUGAGUAAAAACAUCGACUUCGUAAUGUAUUGUGAGACGCAAUAUGCGAUGUCAUAGUUUUAUUAAGUAGUUUUCAGUAUAGCGUAAGUAAGAGUAAGUGUCAGUGCAUAGAGAGAAGUCAGGAUUCUAUCUCCUGUAGCUUUCAGCGCAUUUUUGCAGAAGUAGAAAGCACUAUCAUCGUUUUUUUUUCCUGGACGUCAUGUGCAGAGGUGAUAUUUACAUCGGCUUGUUGAUCUCAAACUUCACUGGUAUGAGAUUCCCUGUUGCCGAAAUCCAGGACCGGCAUACAACUCUUCGUGGACGACAUGACGAUGUGGACGAUGUGCUUCAGUAUGACCAUGAGCAUGAGCUUGCAGAAAAUGAAACUGCAAAAAAAAUUUCGACUUGUCUUUAAGUUUAACGACAAGAUUCAUGAU